AUGGUCCGCCUUAACGAGUCCAUUGAGUGCUUAAUCACCUUCUGCUCCACCAUUCUUUUUAUUGUCUCUUUCACCUUGUCUCUAUAUUUUUCCCUGCAUGGUGGCAAGGGCUGCAGAUUCUCUCUUGCUAACCCGUUACUUAUUACGAGUUUCUUCCUAAUUGCAGUGGCUUUUCUGGGAUUCUGUUCACCUUUCUCAACCAUCAACUCCAUUGUUUACUUGAUUUUGUUGUUCUUCUCCAUUGUUUCCUUUGCCAUCUUCCUUGUUUAUUUAAUUCCUAUCACUCAUGCUCCGGCGACCAAAGCUUCACCGGAGUUGGGGUCUAAAGAACAGCAUCUCGGGGAUUAUUCAAAUUUUUUAAAAAACCUGUUCGUGAAUGACGAGUCUGACUGGCAUGAUAUCUUGAUUUCUUGCGUAAUUAGAACUCAGGUGUGCACCAAUCUUGCUGGGCACAGUAAACUUCAGACGGGCGCUGCUUUUUAUAAGAAAAAUUUGUCUCCUAUAGAGUCGGGUUGUUGCAGACCACCGAUUGAGUGCAGGUUUGAUUAUGUGAACGCCACAUUCUGGACAGCACCAGCGUCAGGCGCGGCGGUGUAUGACAGCGACUGCUUCAAUUGGAGGAAUGAGCAAAAGACGUUAUGUUAUAACUGCGAUUCGUGCAAGGCUGGGGUUCUUGAAUAUGCCAGAAAAGACUUGAGAAUUUGGGCUAUAGUCAACCUAGUUCUUGUUCUCUUUCUCUUCAGCGCCUGGUUAGCAUUGCUGUUUUCAUUGGGAGAAGAAGAAGAAACUUUAGAAUUACAUUAA
Pistacia vera is the source of this 804-nucleotide messenger RNA. RefSeq names its product tetraspanin-12-like. The record is from RefSeq and is a predicted model, not a curated record. The transcript has 2 exons. Gene Ontology annotation, biological process: auxin-activated signaling pathway. Lineage: Eukaryota; Viridiplantae; Streptophyta; Magnoliopsida; Sapindales; Anacardiaceae. The coding region runs from base 1 to 804 and encodes 267 amino acids. Gene Ontology annotation, cellular component: plasma membrane; plasmodesma.